Molecule: messenger RNA, 3660 nt
Organism: Castor canadensis (American beaver)
Lineage: Eukaryota; Metazoa; Chordata; Mammalia; Rodentia; Castoridae
Gene: St3gal2
Product: ST3 beta-galactoside alpha-2,3-sialyltransferase 2
Biological process (GO): sialylation
Cellular component (GO): membrane
Molecular function (GO): beta-galactoside (CMP) alpha-2,3-sialyltransferase activity
Source: RefSeq, a predicted model, not a curated record
ACAAAAGACAGGAAAUUACCAAGCAUUGUAAAAGGGAAAUUACAAGAAAAUGGGAGGAAACAAGAACUGCAAAGAACCUCAGGAGGAAAUCAAUCUGACCUAUUACAAGCAUGGUAUAGGGCUGGGGAUAUGACUCGGGUAGAGCAAUUGCCUAGCAUGUGUGGGGCCCUGGUUUCAUCUGCAUCAGUGCAAACAAAGAAAGCAUGCCUUUAAGGCCAGCAAGGCAGAGCAGAUGUCAAAGGGGAAGCCAAGAGGCUUGAUUAGGAUUUAUUAGGAACCUGGUGGGAAGGUUUGAGAAGGAACGCGUCACAAACUGGUUUCUACUUUAAAAUGGACCCUUGGAGCAAACUGUUUAAAAACCCAAGUAUCAAGAUUGGAGAGAAUGUGGAGUAUAAGAAUGGAAUUUGGUUCAGUGCCUUGGAAGACACUUUGACCUUACUUUAAAUGGAUGGUCAUGCUGCAGCAGCCUGGUGCCUGAUAAGUAAGGAAGAACCUGCCAGGGGAUUACUGCUAGCACUAGCCAACGGCAGGACAGGCUGGUCUCGGGAGAGUGGGGAUGGGCAGAGCAUCCGUCAAGCCCAGGCCGGCAACCUCAGAAAAGAGGCCUGGGCCCUGGUGGGGAGCUCCUGACAUGCUCUGCUGAUCCAUUUGACUUGGACACAGCACCCCACUGAACAACACCUGUUCCCAGCCCCAGAGGAGCCCUUAGAAGGAGUAGGUGCUUUGUGACCUCUCUGUGCAACUGCAGCUGGGCUGUGACCACCAGAAGGGACCAGUCCACUGAAUGGGAAGCAGUAGGACAGAAGCUAACUAAAGAAGGAUCUUGUUUUCUGCAGCAGAGUUUCUCACUGCCCUUGGAGCUUUGUGGUUUUCUUCUCUCAGGGCUGGUACCUGGCUCCUAUCCCUUAGAGGGGUUGGGCCAGGAGGGCUACCCACAGAGGGGAGGACUUUGUGGAAUGCAAGCCCCUGAAGCCUGCGUGCUCCCUGUUGUGGUCAGAGUUCCAAAGCUUCCCCACUGCAGGGGACGAGGGGCCGCCUCGGUGUCUGCUCAUGAGCCACAAGGACCCCUACUGUUCCAGACUGGACCUUCUCAAGCUGCCAAAGAGGAGAGCCCCCAGAGCUGGCAACCAGCAAUUACAAGGGACUAGAGGGCUGGGAUGGACUGACCUUCUCCUGGCCAGGGUGGCAGGAGAAGCAGAGUCUUUGUGGCCCAGCUAGUGACAGAGAAACCUGAUGAAGCCCUAAGCAGGGGCCCAAAGUGGCCAGGGACAGGGGAGCCGCUCCUGCCAACGUGCUUUCUCCUUUUAUUGAGAGAGGACGUGGUGAGGAUCCCCUGUUGCAGCACGUGGUCCUAUGCCCUUUGCAUGUGCUGCCAGAGCACGCAGGCUGCACCGUGGCCAGCUCCUUAGCGGACUGGGAAAGGAGUGGCCACGGUGACUGCUGCCCACCCGCCAGCACCAUGAAGUGCUCCCUGCGGGUGUGGUUCCUCUCCGUGGCCUUCCUGCUGGUGUUCAUCAUGUCCCUGCUCUUCACCUACUCACAUCACAGCAUGGCCACCUUGCCCUACCUGGACUCGGGGGCCCUGGGCGGGACACAUCGGGUGAAGCUGGUACCUGGCUAUUCUGGCCUACAGCGCCUUGGCAAGGAGGGGCUUUCAGGCAAGAGCUGUGCCUGCCGCCGCUGCAUGAGUGAUACUGGCACCUCUGACUGGUUCGACAGUCACUUUGACAGCAACAUCUCGCCUGUCUGGACUCGAGAGAACAUGGAUCUCCCUCCGGAUGUCCAGAGGUGGUGGAUGAUGUUGCAACCCCAAUUCAAGUCACACAACACCAACGAAGUGCUGGAGAAGCUGUUUCAGAUCGUGCCAGGCGAGAACCCCUACCGCUUCCGGGACCCCAACCAGUGCCGGCGCUGUGCUGUGGUGGGGAACUCGGGUAACCUGCGGGGCUCUGGCUACGGGCAGGAUGUGGAUGGACACAACUUUAUCAUGAGGAUGAAUCAGGCACCAACUGUGGGCUUUGAGCGGGAUGUUGGCAGCCGAACCACCCACCAUUUCAUGUACCCUGAGAGUGCCAAGAAUCUGCCUGCCAAUGUUAGCUUUGUGUUGGUGCCCUUCAAGGCCCUGGACCUACUGUGGAUUGCCAGUGCCCUGUCUACGGGGCAGAUCCGAUUCACCUAUGCCCCAGUGAAGUCCUUCCUUCGAGUAGACAAAGAAAAGGUUCAAAUCUACAACCCAGCAUUCUUCAAGUACAUUCACGACAGGUGGACAGAGCAUCAUGGGCGGUACCCUUCCACAGGGAUGCUAGUGCUCUUUUUUGCCCUGCAUGUGUGUGAUGAGGUGAACGUAUAUGGGUUCGGGGCCGACAGCCGAGGCAACUGGCACCACUACUGGGAGAAUAACCGGUACGCGGGCGAGUUUCGGAAGACCGGUGUGCACGAUGCGGACUUCGAGGCUCACAUCAUCGACAUGCUGGCCAAGGCCAGCAAAAUCGAGGUCUACCGGGGCAACUGACUAGGGCCUGGCCGCGACCCUUUCUGCCCAGCCGCGAGGCGCGGGGACGCGCUUCGGCUCUGGGCGUCACCAGGCAAUCAUGAGCGACGCCAGGACAACGUCUGGACCAGUCAAGCUGUAGUCCAGCGAGUGCCUGCUGUCUGUCAAUCACGAGACCCUGUGGGUCGGUUCGGGCCCGGCACCAAUCAGCGCUGUAGUCGGGCGGAGCUUGUUUCUCUCAGCCAAUGCUGCGACUCGAGAACUUCCGGUGCUGGCCGUCUCCUCCAAUCAAUGGCCUUCGGAGGCGGGCCAGCGGCCCCUCAAUCCCCUUCCCUUCUGCUUUUGGAUAGGAUUUUGUUUUCCGCUUUUUAAGAAGUUGAGGCUGCUUAGGGCCUCGCUUGAGUACUUUUCUCAGGCCCGAGAGGAGGAGCGUCUUAGUCGCUGGCCGGCCUGACUCCACUAGAGGCACCAAGAAGGAAGUGCCAGGGAAGGGUCAGGGUUGGGUGGCGGCCUUGGGUGCUACCUGGACCGCCAGGAUGGCCUGUCGGAGUGGGGGUGGGGGUGGGGGUCAGGGAGGCGUCCACCGAGGCUGUGGACGAGAGACAGUGCGCCUCACCCCAGGAGAAAAGCUGGUGUCCCCAAAUCCGAGAGCAUUUUAGACUGCACAUUUCCUUUCUCCAUCAGGCCCAGAUGAGUGAGUGCAAACCCACCAAAGAAAGGCGGUCAUGGUGAAAAUCCAGAGGGCAAAUGGGACCUCCUGCUUCCCGCCUCCCUUUGCAAUGGCCUCUCUGACCAGGGCAUUUCGUGUCUCACCAGAAACUAGGGAAUUGUAUUCACCCCAUGCUGAGGGGUAGACUUGCCUAGGGUCUAACUCUGUAACAGAGGUGUCAGGAACAGGGCAGGGGACCAGGAAGCCCUGUCACUUCACAUGUAAGGUGCUUCUCUCACUAUGCCCUCGUCCCUACUAUUCACCCACAACCUUUUUAGUGUCUCUCAGGCCCUGGGCCUCCUCACCAUCCUACGAGUUGCUCUUGGAAAAAAUCAGGAAACUUGUCCUGGGAUUGGGGCCCUAUUUGUUUCUGUCUCCUUUCUCUCCCUCUUCCUCUCCCUCACCCUCCCUUCCCUUCCCCUUUCUCCCUCUUCCCCCUUCCCCCUCUCUCCUGUCUCUC